GGGUCCUGGCUCCCCGCCCCUCCCAAGCACUAACUGUCCCAGGUGUCACUUAUUACGCGGCCGCCCGGGCCCCCCUUCCACCCCGCGGAGGAUCUCGAAGGAGUCCCGGGCUGCUGGCAGCGGGCGGGGCCCACCUGUCCCGGCCCUGCCCCGCCCCUUCCCGGGCGCCCCAGGUGGCUCGGGGCGGGGAGGAGCCGCACCCCGCCCCGUCCCUCCCUGCGCGGCCACACCAAGGCCGGCCCGCAGCGAGCGCGCUCUGCGCUAAGACUGGGAUCUGAGAGCCGGGAGCCGGGCUGGCGCGCGGAGGCCCGGCGAGCGCGGCGGCGCAGGGUGCUCCCCGCCAGCCUGCAGGGACAGCUCGGGGAGCUGGAUCACAUGCACCGCAGGGCUGGAGUCUGGUCUAUCCAGAAGCAGAGAGCCAACCAGGCAGAAGCGGGAAAGACCAUUAGAAGAAGAAGAAAUUUAGAGAAGCGUGUCACGGAGUCGGAAGGUGCAGGUGUCCUUGGGUGAGAGUAGCAGGAAGUGAAAGAGGAGGCGAAGAGAAAAUUAAGAAGGGUAUAUGAGUGUUCGACUUCCCCACACCUGGGGUCAGAAUGCUGCUCCUCUGUCACGCCCUCACUGUAGCUGUGGUCCAGACUUUUAUCUUCUCUGAAAACCGGGUGUUGGCCAAGAACAUCAACUUCUAUAACGUGCGGCCUCCUCUUGAUCCUACACCAUUUCCAAACAGCUUCAAGUGUUUUACCUGUGAAAAUGCAGGGGAUAAUUAUAACUGCAAUCGAUGGGCAGAAGAUAAAUGGUGCCCACAAAAUACACAAUACUGUUUGACAGUACAUCACUUUACCAGUCAUGGAAGAAGUAUAUCCAUCACCAAAAAAUGUGCCUCCAGGAGCGAAUGUCAUCUUGUUGGCUGCCACCACAGCCAAGAUUCUGAACACACGGAGUGUAGGUCUUGCUGUGAGGGGAUGAUCUGCAAUGUUGAGUUACCCACCAACCACACGAAUGCGGUCUUCGCUGUGAUGCAUGCUCAGAGGACGUCUGGCAGCGGUGCCCCUGCGCUCUACCUACCGGUGCUGGCCUGGGCCUUCGUGCUCCCGUUGCUAUAAGGCCACCUUCCUGGGAGAGGCAGAGACCAGUCCUCUGAAGCACAAGCUAACAACUGUAAAAUGGCGAACUUUGAAGACCAAUCUCUUCAGGAUUGAAGGAUGUGCAUUGGACCUCACAGCAGAAGCCAGCUGUUAUGCUUAGCUCAGAUGCUCCUGCAGGAGGCCACAAGAAAGGGGACUUGGCAGGGACUGAGUGAUUAUGUAGCUGUUAAGUUUCUUGAUCAAAAGGGGGCUGCAUUUUGUCUCUUCUGCAAGGAGGGUCCUGCCAGCAUGUACCACAGGCAGGUUCAGCAGCCUGUGUUGUCCCCGCCAGACCAGACCUUUGGGGGAAAGGACUCUGACCUGAUUGACUCCUUCAGGGCUGCUGGAACAGACCCUCUCAAUUCUGUGAUUGGCUGAGAGCAUCUCUGUGAAAUCUAAUCCUUCCCUCAAGAGAAAGCAGUUUCCCCACUGAGGGUGAAGUAAUGAGAAACCCCACUAUAGGAAGGAAACUUCCAGUUGAACUAAUAUGAAACCUAUUUGCUAAUUGUGGGGGGAAAUAAAGCUUUUAAGUUAUAAGUGUA
Bubalus bubalis (water buffalo) is the source of this 1666-nucleotide messenger RNA. RefSeq names its product LY6/PLAUR domain containing 6B (gene LYPD6B). Lineage: Eukaryota; Metazoa; Chordata; Mammalia; Artiodactyla; Bovidae. The coding region runs from base 594 to 1103 and encodes 169 amino acids. The record is from RefSeq and is a predicted model, not a curated record. Gene Ontology annotation, molecular function: acetylcholine receptor regulator activity. The transcript is spliced from 7 exons.